CAAUAAUUAAAUUUUUUGAAAUCGUUGUUGAAAUUUUAUUGUUUACGAGACAUUCAUCAAAUUAUGCCAAAAGUAAAAGUUCAAUAUCUUAAUUUAGGUGAAAGUCUCUCUGGUAUGUAUGCCUCAGACACCAGAGAAGCUCCUUCCAUACCAGAUGCCAUCAAGAUUGUCGUCAUAAUUUUUGUUGUGAUUUGCCUCUACAACAACAUGAAUUUCUGCUCGACACAAAUUGGAUUCCUUCCUUGUCUAAAAAUAAAAAUGAAAAACUUGUGUCGAAAAUGCUUGUGCUCUGAAGAUCCCUGUUGGAUGUCCUGCGUGAUUCCAACAUUUUGCAACUGUAGAAGAGAUUGCGAUCUGUUGCUCGAAUUUAAGAAUGAUUUCGUCCGGUGUUUCUGUCGAACGUCUGAACGAUUCUGUUUUCCCUGUUAUCCAAAUAGAAGCACAAACUGUUUUAUUUCGUGCUUUACGUGCUUUGCGCAACUUCCUUUUAUAGUCAUGCCGUAUAUCAGAAGCUGUGUUCUAAAUUUCCUUUGCUGUUUCUGCUACCUACUAAACAGUUGCGUACCUUUGGAUGGAUGCAUAUGUUUAAUUCUUAUAGGAUUCGUCGCUUUUAAAGUAUUGAAAUCAAUUUCUUCUAAGAAUAAAAAGAAAAAACAGAUAAUACGUUAUUCUUAUAAGUAAUCACAUUUCUUUAAUUACUAUGAAUAAAUUCCGAAAUAAAUUUCAUUUCAUUUCCUGUAUAUUUAAAAAGAGAUAUACGGUGUAUAAAAAUA
This is a messenger RNA of Centruroides sculpturatus (bark scorpion), 773 nucleotides long. RefSeq lists its product as uncharacterized. Bases 64 to 681 code for a protein of 205 amino acids. Lineage: Eukaryota; Metazoa; Arthropoda; Arachnida; Scorpiones; Buthidae. The transcript is spliced from 3 exons. The record is from RefSeq and is a predicted model, not a curated record.